AUGAUGAGCAGCUCAUCCAGCCCAGCUGAGUUCUACGGGGACAGCACCUCCCUCCUGUCCAUAGACUCCAGCGUCUUCUACAGCGAGCCCCCUCCUGUCUGUGGCGACCCACUGGACGUCUUCACCAUCAAUGUGGGUGGCAGCCGCUACGUUCUCUCCCAGGAGCUGCUGGCAUCCCACCCAGAAACCCGGCUGGGCAAGCUGGCCCUGUCCACACGGGACUCUGCCCUAGAGCUCUGCGACGACACUGACUUCCUGGAGAAUGAGUUCUUCUUCGACCGCAACUCACAGACCUUCCAGUAUGUGAUAAACUUCUACCGCACAGGCCACCUGCAUGUCAGGGAGGAGCUUUGCGUGCUCUCCUUCCUCCAGGAGAUUGAGUACUGGGGCAUCGACGAGCUCUGCAUCGAUCCCUGCUGCCGGGGACGCUACUACCGCCGCAAGGAGCUCAAGGAGAGCCUGGACAUGCGGAACGAGGCUGAGGCUGACGAAAGCCAGGACGAAGACUUCAACGACGCCGCGUGCCCAGAUCUCCGCCGGCGCCUGUGGGACCUGCUGGAGAAGCCAGAGUCUUCACGAGCGGCACGCGCCUUCGGCACGCUGUCAAUCAUCUUCGUGGCGGUAUCCAUUGUCAACAUUGUGCUCAUCUCGCUGGACCUGGGGGAUGUGGGUGGGAACGGGAUCGGUGACGAGAGUGGGGGCAGUGACGGGGGUACACCUUUCUUCGUGGACGCACUGGAAUAUGUGUGCGUGGUGUGGUUCACUGGCGAGCUGGUGCUACGCUUCAUCUGCGUACGCAACAAGUGCCGCUUCACCCGUAGCGUUCCCAAUGUGAUCGACCUGCUAGCCAUCCUGCCCUUCUAUGUGACUCUGGCAGUUGAGAUUCUGCACGGUGGCUCUACUGAGCUGGAGAACAUGGGCCGCGUGGUGCAGUUGCUCAGGCUCAUGAGGUCCCUGCGCAUGCUCAAACUGGGACGCCACUCCACAGGACUCAAGUCCCUGGGCCUGACCAUUGCCCAGUGCUACGAGGAGGUGGGUCUCCUGCUCCUCUUCCUCUCUGUGGGCAUCUCCAUCUUCGCCACGGUGGAGUUCGCCCUGGAGCAUGACAUCCCCGGUACCUCCUUCAGCAGCGUGCCGUGUGCCUGGUGGUGGGCCACCACCUCCAUGACCACGGUGGGCUACGGAGACAUCCGCCCCGACACCACCCUGGGCAAGGUGCUGGCCUUUCUCUGCAUCUUGUCUGGAAUCCUCAUCUUGGCACUGCCCAUUGCUAUCAUCAACGACCGCUUCUCUGCCUGCUACUUCACUCUCAAGAUGAAGGAGGCGGCGCUGCGGCACGGGGAGGCGCUCAAGAGGCUGGCGCGGGGUUCGCUGAGUGACUCGGAGGUGGGUGGGGCAGCAAGGGGAGGAGGGGUGAACCUGAGAGAUGUUUACGCCAGGAGUGUGACGGAGAUGCUGAAGCUGCAGGGGAGGGAGAGGGCCAGCACACGGAGUAGUGGAGGGGGUGAGCUCUGGUGGUAGUGUGGAAGACGGACCACAAGGGCAGCUGUGGAGAAAAAGCUAUGGAAAAAGUUAAGUCAAUUGGGUUAAAGAAGGAAUCUGCAGUUGGGGGAAACAACACUAUUGGCUGCUCCACCACUGUUGUUUUUGUUGCUGAGCUGAGGAGCAUCGCGAAUCGUGGUAAAUAUUUUAAUCGGUUCAUACUGUGCUCUUUUAUCGCACGUGCAAUGAUGUCAGAGGGGGAAAAACAUUGGAAGCGGACGUGGUUGUUUCACCAUUAAGGAUUCCAGCUUUAGGAAUACCAUCAGAAUAUGACAACAGUGUGUACAAUGUAUAGGACAUAUCUAAAGGAUGAUGGGGGGACAAUUACUUAAAUGUCACCUGAAAGAUUUGCCACAACUUUCAUGUCUAACCUUUUUCGGUGUUGUUUCCUGACACAACUGUUGCAUGUUCUGCCUCCUCUGUAUGUGACACAUGACCAUCUGAUCAUUUAUCACUCCAGUGUUCAUCUGCAAAAUUGUAAUUAUUCGCCUACCUCCUCAUGCCUUUUGCACACAAUGUAUACCGACUAUUUUUUUCUACUGUGUUAUUGACUUGUUUAUUGUUUACUCCAUGUGUAACUCUGUGUUGUUGUCUGUUCACACUGCUAUGCUUUAUCUUGGCCAGGUCGCAGUUGUAAAUGAGAACUACUAGCCUACCUGGUUAAAUAAAGGUUAAAUAAAAAAAUAAAAAAUUUAAGUGUCACAUAGACGGGAUGUACAGUAUAGACUGAAUUAUAGACUGAAUUAUAUUGUGUUUGAUAUUUCUAAACUUCUCUCCACUGAAAGAUGCAGUAUGUUGUGGUGUAUAGAAAAACAUGAUUUCAUUGGAGAGCAAUAAACAGAUUGGACUUCUUCUUCACCCCGGUCUCUUUUACCUGCGGGGUCAUUGUGAAAUACCUGAAGGGCGCUGGGAGGAGGAGUCUCCGAGUCAAGUCUGUAUGCAGAGCACACACAAAUAUCCUGAACUGGUUCAAGUCAUUCCACAGGGUAGGUUUAACAGAGCAAAUGAAAUGUGGCCAUACUUUAUCAAUCAUAUAACAUCAGUGAUACUAUUGAGGCCUGUAUAGCAUUUUGGAGGUCAUCAAAACCUAUUGUUUGAACUAAAUAUAGACAAAUAUAGGCUGAGGGUUUCAAGCUGUGAUUGAUUUCAAAUGGAAUUUUGAUAAUAAUAUAAUUACAAUAUAUGUUGGAUUCAGGUCUGUGGAGAUCUUCACAAUUGCUGUAAUAAUCUGUUCAGAAUCUCAAAAAGAUCUGACCACUUGCACCAUGUAUUUAAAUCAUCUCAAUUGCAAUCCAGGUCAUUU
Oncorhynchus nerka (sockeye salmon) is the source of this 2845-nucleotide messenger RNA. RefSeq names its product potassium voltage-gated channel modifier subfamily V member 1 (gene kcnv1). Gene Ontology annotation, biological process: protein homooligomerization; potassium ion transmembrane transport. The record is from RefSeq and is a predicted model, not a curated record. Gene Ontology annotation, cellular component: voltage-gated potassium channel complex; membrane. Bases 1 to 1521 code for a protein of 506 amino acids. Gene Ontology annotation, molecular function: protein binding; voltage-gated potassium channel activity. Lineage: Eukaryota; Metazoa; Chordata; Actinopteri; Salmoniformes; Salmonidae. The transcript has 2 exons.